AUGACCACAACCAACCUCACCGGCAAAACCUGCCUGGUCACCGGCGCAGGGGGCGGUCUAGGCAAAGCAAUCGCAACGCAAUUCCUAGAAGCAGGCGCCAACGUCGUCAUCUGCGAUAUUAACGAGACUCGUCUCCAAGAGACAUCAGCGGAGCUAUCACCCAAGGGCCCACUGAAAGCCAUCAAGACGGAUAUCACCAACACGGGCGAAGUAGAAACCCUCUUCGAGACAGCCAUUGGCGCAUUCGGCAAGAUCGAUGUCCUGGUCAACAACGCCGGUAUCAUGGACCACUUUGACCCAAUCGGGGAUCUGGACAUGGAGCUCUGGGACCGUGUCAUUGCGCUUAACUUGACUGCGCCGGCUCUGCUGAGUAAACUUGCUGUGCGCAAUAUGCUUCAGCAGGAGACUGUCGAUGGACGGAUUAUCAAUAUUGUUUCUGUUGCUGGGAAGGCUGGGUGGGCUAGUGGCGCUGCUUAUACGGCUAGCAAGCAUGGUCUUGUUGGCUUGACGAAGAACACGGCUGCUUUCUACGGUACUAAGGGUAUCAAGUGUAAUGCGUUGAUGAUGGGUGGUAUGCAUACGAAUAUUGUUGAUGCGUUCAAGACGGGUAUGCAUACCGAGGGGUAUCAGAAGAUGGCGUCGAUUUUGGAGUCUAUUCAGACGCCCCCUGUGGAUGUGGAUGAGGUUGCUGGGUUCUGUGUUAAUUUGACUUAUGGCAAGGGAGCUGGGCAGAUUAAUGGCGCUACUAUUGCUAUUGAUAAUGGGUGGACAUCUGUUGUUGGAUGA
Molecule: messenger RNA, 786 nt
Organism: Penicillium nucicola
Lineage: Eukaryota; Fungi; Ascomycota; Eurotiomycetes; Eurotiales; Aspergillaceae
Product: SDR family NAD(P)-dependent oxidoreductase
Exons: 2
Coding region: 1-786 (261 amino acids)
Molecular function (GO): oxidoreductase activity, acting on the CH-OH group of donors, NAD or NADP as acceptor
Source: RefSeq, a predicted model, not a curated record